Molecule: messenger RNA, 1591 nt
Organism: Chlorocebus sabaeus (green monkey)
Lineage: Eukaryota; Metazoa; Chordata; Mammalia; Primates; Cercopithecidae
Source: RefSeq, a predicted model, not a curated record
AUGUGUUCCAAAUUCCUACUGCUCUUUGUCUCUGAAGCUGAACCCCUGUCCCCGGAGCCCCCAGCAGUGCCCCCUGAGGUGGAGCUGCAGCACCUGAGGAAGGAACUAGAGAGAGCAGCAGGAGAGCUCCAGGUCCAGGUAGAGAACAAUCAGCACGUAAGUCUCCUGAACCGGAGGCAAAAGGAGAGGCUUCGGGAGCAGGAAAAGAAGCUUUGGAAGCAGGAGGAGAAGCUUCAGAAGCAGGAAGAGAAGCUUCGGGAGCAGGAGGAGAAGCUUCGGGAGCAGGAGGAGAAGCUUCGGAAGCAGGAAGAGAAGCUUCGGAAGCAGGAGGAGAAGCUUCGGGUGCAGGAAGAGAAGCUUUGGAAGCAGGAGGAGAAGCUUCGGAAGCAGGAGGAGAGGCUUCGGGUGCAGGAAGAGAAGCUUUGGAAGCAGGAGAAGAAGCUUUGGAAGCAGGAGGAGAAGCUUUGGAAGCAGGAGGAGAAGCUUCGGAAGCAGGAGGAGAAGCUUCGGGAGCAGGAGGAGAAGCUUUGGAAGCAGGAGAAGCAGCUUCGGAAGCAGGAGAAGCAGCUUCGGGAGCAGGAGGAGAAGCUUCGGGAGCAGGAAGAGAAGCUUUGGAAGCAGGAGGAGAAGCUUCGGGUGCAGGAGAAGAAGCUUCGGAAGCAGGAGGAGAGGCUUUGGGAGCAGGAGAGCUUCGGGUGCAGGAAGAGAAGCUUCGGGUGCAGGAGGAGAAGCUUCGGGUGCAGGAGGAGAAGCUUCGGAAGCAGGAGGAGAAGCUUCGGAAGCAGGAGGAGAGGCUUCGGGAGCAGGAGGAGAAGCUUCAGCAGCUGGCCGAGCCACAGAGCGGCUUUGAGGAGCUGGUGCGUUGCCCCCCUGGGUAGUCUGUCCUCCUCCCUGGCCCUCCAGGCCUUUGUUUCCCCACCUGUAAAAUGGGGCAGUGUAGCCCUCAUGUGAAAUGUUACUUCUAAAGGCACCUGUGAGCCAGAGCCCUGCUCUGGUGGCUAUGGGACAGAGGGGAUGAUUUUUCUAACCUGCCUCCACCCUUCCCCGUGCCGUGGGAGGCAGACACCAAGUUCUGGGGUCUCCAGCUGCAGUGGGUGGCUGCUGAUUGCUUCUCUCUGUCCAGAACAACGAGAACAAGGGCGCACUGCAGUUGGAGCAGCAAGUAGAGGAGCUACAGGAGAAGCUGGAGGAGGUGAAGGAGACGGUAACCUCUGCCCCAUCCAAGAAGGGCUGGGAGGCGGGCACCAGCCUCUAGGGAGGGGUGUGCCAGGCCAGAGGCAGCUCCAGCCUGGGGGAGGUGACCUCAGCACCCUCCAGGACAGUCCCGUGACUGUUUCUUGCUUCCUGUCCCGUGACUUUUAGAGGUGGGUAGCCCUGGGCUCCUCCCAGGUCUGGACAUCAUCAUCCCAGCUAGAGGCAUGGAGCCCCCCAAUCAUAGGGGAAGAGACAGUGGGAUAAGAGGCUCCUUACACCAGGCGUGGUGGCUCACGCCUAUAAUCCCAGCACUUUGGGAGGCUCAGGCAGGAGAAUCACUUGAGGUCGGGAGUUUGAGAUCAGCCUGGCCAACAUUGUAAAACCUCAUCUCUACUAA